AUGGACUCAAUGAAUAUCUUUCCUGGCUAUCGGCAGGCCGAUAGUAUUGUUUUCAUUGCCGUGGGAUCAAUUCUUGGUUUAAGCCUGCUUCAUCUCUUACGCACCUACUGGCGGCUGCGAUAUAUUCCUGGGCCAUUUCUGGCCCGGUUCACUAAUUUACAACGAGUCUACUGGGUGAAAACAACUAGGGCUCACGAAAUACAUCAGCAGAUGCACGAAAAAUAUGGCAAUGUAGUCCGUUUUGGACCAAAUAUGGUGUCCCUCGGAGACCCUGCUCUUAUUCCAAGCUUAUAUCCAAUUCGACCGGGAUUUCCUAAGAGCGACUUCUAUCGAUCUCUCAUGCCCUAUACGAGAAAGGGUGGCAGUCUGCCAGCCGUUUUCAACACUCGCGACGAGAAUCUGCACAAAGUGAUCAAAACCCCAAUCGCACCUUUGUUCUCAUUAUCCAAUAUACUUCCACUGGAAGUCUUUGUCAACAGGGUGUUGGAGGUGCUAUUCCAGCAGUUGGAUACCCGUUUCGUCAGCUCCGGUGACACUUUUGAUCUAGCCGACUGGUUACAGUACUUUGCAUUCGAUGUUAUGGGAACGUUGACAUUCUCUAAGCGAUAUGGGUUUUUGGAACAUGGAAGGGAUGUCAACAAUAUGCUCCUGACGAUUUGGACAUAUAUGAGUAACUGCGCACCGAUGACCCAAAUUCCGUGGUUUGACGUUGUCUGGAACAAGAACGCCUUUAUAACUCUGUUUCGACGCGCAUCAGGCCUCUCAAUCCUAGGACACGUUGGAGAAUUGAUCGCAGAUCGGCGGCAAAGACGGAACACACCAAGCGCAGUUAGCGACGAAAAAGCGUCUGACCGAGAUAUGCUGUCUCGAUUCUUUGAACUUCAAGAGAAGGAUUCUAAGAUUCCACGCUGGGCAGUAACUGCGUGGGCCUUCUCCAAUGUCAUUGCGGGCUCCGACUCCACAGCAGUCACGAUGCGGACGACGUGGUUUGGCCUGCUGUCUCACCCGGAGACACUGAAAACUCUCCGCAAAGAGUUGCUCGACCAGGAUAGCAAACUAGAAGGUGGAAUAACGCGACCAUUUCCAGCAUGGAAGGAUAUAUGCAACCUUGCCUAUCUCGAUGCAUGCGUCAAUGAAGCUGUGCGCCUGCAUCCGCCAUUCUGCUUACCGUUCGAGAGGGUGGUUCCCUCGGGUGGCUUGACGAUUGGGGGAACAUAUUUCCCGGCCGGAACGGUUGUCGGAAUGAGUCCAUGGGUAAUUAAUCGACACCGUCCAACCUUUGGUCAUGAUGCUGAAAGCUGGCGUCCUGAACGAUGGAUGGUACCUGAGGAGCAUCGACGUAAGCUUGAGCAAAGCGUCUUGACAUUCGGAGCUGGCAGGCGCGUAUGCUUAGGAAAGCAUAUUGCAAUGCUGGAAAUUAAGAAAUUGACCGCUGCACUAGCUCUCAAUUACGAGUUCGAUUUACUGGACCCCAAACGAUUUAAGGUGGAAAAUGGAUGGUUUUUUAGACAAUACGGAAUGGAUGUGAAGGCCAGAAAAGCCACCGUAUGGGAAGAAGAUAAAAAGCAAUAG
Molecule: messenger RNA, 1572 nt
Organism: Talaromyces stipitatus ATCC 10500
Lineage: Eukaryota; Fungi; Ascomycota; Eurotiomycetes; Eurotiales; Trichocomaceae
Product: cytochrome P450 oxidoreductase, putative
Exons: 6
Coding region: 1-1572 (523 amino acids)
Molecular function (GO): heme binding; oxidoreductase activity, acting on paired donors, with incorporation or reduction of molecular oxygen; monooxygenase activity
Source: RefSeq, a predicted model, not a curated record